Hansenula ciferrii is the source of this 264-nucleotide messenger RNA. It is a transcript of the gene TIM9, whose product is annotated as protein transporter TIM9. NCBI's taxonomy places the organism in Eukaryota, Fungi, Ascomycota, Saccharomycetes, Phaffomycetales, Wickerhamomycetaceae. The coding region runs from base 1 to 264 and encodes 87 amino acids. The transcript has a single exon. The record is from RefSeq and is a predicted model, not a curated record.
AUGGAUCAAUUAAACCAAAGAGAACAACAAGAUUUCCAAAGAAUCGUUGAAGGUAAACAAAUGAAAGAUUUCAUGCGUCUUUACUCAAACUUGGUUGAACGUUGUUUCAAUGAUUGUGUUAAUGAUUUCACUUCCGCUUCAUUAACUUCAAAAGAAAAUACAUGUGUUUUAAAAUGUUCUGAAAAAUUCUUGAAACACAGUGAAAGAGUCGGUCAAAGAUUCCAAGAACAAAAUGCUUUAUUAACUCAACAAAUGAGACGUUAA